This is a messenger RNA of Helianthus annuus (common sunflower), 3025 nucleotides long. RefSeq names its product G-type lectin S-receptor-like serine/threonine-protein kinase At4g27290. Lineage: Eukaryota; Viridiplantae; Streptophyta; Magnoliopsida; Asterales; Asteraceae. Gene Ontology annotation, biological process: protein phosphorylation; recognition of pollen. Gene Ontology annotation, molecular function: protein serine/threonine kinase activity; ATP binding. The record is from RefSeq and is a predicted model, not a curated record. Bases 298 to 2766 code for a protein of 822 amino acids. The transcript has 8 exons.
GUCAACUUGCAUCUACUCACAAAUUGCAAUCUCUUUUCCCACCUUUUCUUCCUUUGCCUUCCGCCGCCUAUCACGACCAUCGGAUCACCUUUUCUUGCUUCCGACUGUGCUCCCUUGCCAACUUUGUUAGUGCAACUGUCAUGACGUUGGCAAUGCAGGCUAAUAGAAGUUCUUAUGCUCACAAUUUGACACUUUAGUCUUUAUUGCUUCCAAAACACAAAUCAGCCUUUAACGUUAUGGAUCAUGAGUGAUGAAUAUAUAUGUAAGAUAUCAACUGUAAAGUGAAGAUCAGAUUCUAUGGAGCAUCGCAACAUGUGUUUGAUCUACUGGUGUGGUCUGCUCUUGAUCCUAAUCACAGAUAGUACUAGUGCUGCUAGAGACACCAUAUUUCCAAAUCAGACUCUCAAAAAUGGUGACACCAUUGUUUCAGCAAAUGAAAUCUUUGAACUGGGGUUCUUUAGCUUUAAAAACUCAUCCUUUCUGUACUUGGGGAUAUGGUACAAGAAGGUAUCACCACGUACCUAUGUAUGGGUUGCUAAUAGAGAGGUCCCACUUCUCGAUGCCUCGAGUAUACUUAAACUCAAUGAUAAAGGAGAUUUACAGCUUCUUAGUGUUAGCAAUACCCAAGUUUGGACAUCUCAGUCCACCAAACUAGUUACGAAUAGUAGUCCAGUAGCACAACUUUUGGAUUCUGGAAAUCUUGUCAUCAGAGAUGACAUUAGCAGCAAUCUGAUUUGGCAAAGCUUUGAUCAUCCUGGAGACACUUGGUUACCAGGAAUGAAAAUUGGUGUGGACCGUCUAACAGGGAGAAACUGGAACUUGACAUCAUGGAAGACUGAUGACAAUCCUUCAGUAGGUUCUAAUACAGUUUUGAUGAACACUAACGGAUAUCCACAGUUGUAUAAUAUGAGACAUGAAUCAAGUUUCCAACAAAGGAUUGGAUAUUGGAAUGGUCUAGGGUUUUCUGGGGCAUUGGGUAUUGGAUUAAAGAACUUAUACACGUUUGACUUUGUUUUAAAUGAGAAGGAGAUUUACAGCAGAUUUUCACUAAUAAACAGCACAUCUCUUACAAGGAUGAUAUUGAAUCCAGAAGGAAACUUUCUUCUAUUUGUUUGGAGUGAUACAGGACAUAUAUGGCAACUUUAUUUAGCACCUUUAAUGGAUGCGUGCGACCAGUACGGUUUCUGCGGUCCUUAUGGCAUCUGUAGCAUUAAUAAUGCCCCGCCGUGUUCAUGUUUUGAAGGAUUUGAACCGAAGCUGCCUGAAGAAUGGUCUGUUGCAGAUUGGUCAAAUGGAUGCAAGAGUAAGAUGUAUCUGACUCCUGAAAAAGGGCAUAACUUCACUAAGUUUUCCAACCUGAAAUUGCCCGACUCACAGAAUUCAUGGUUCAAUAGAUCCAUGUCCCUUGAAGAAUGUGAGAAUGUUUGCGCCAGCAAUGUCUCUUGUACAGCUUUUGCAAAUACUAACAUUAGAGGGGUCAAAAGCGGAUGUCUAACUUGGUCUGGUGAGCUAACGGAUAUCAGAGAAGCUCCACAAGGAGAUGUUUCAGGGCAGGAUAUCUAUAUAAAAAUGGCCAACCUCAAAGUAAUUCGAGAGUUAAAACCUGGCACUAAGAAGAAAUCACAUCUAAAAGUGAUCUUGCCAAUUGUAUCAACAGUAGUCAUGCUCAGCUUUGCACUGACACUAUAUUCUUGGAGAAAGAAGAACUCAUAUAAUAAAGGUACAACUUUAGUAAACAAGGACCAGAAGCAAGAUCCAGACCUACGAUACUUCAGCCUGAAUGAAGUAGUUAAGGCCACUAGUAACUUCUCAAUCAACAAUAAGCUAGGUCAAGGAGGUUUUGGUGCAGUUUACAAGGGUGUGCUUGAAGAAGGAGGAGAAAUUGCUGUGAAGCGGCUGUCGAAGACAUCAAAACAAGGAAUAGUCGAGUUCCAGAAUGAAGUUAUAUGUAUUGCCAAGCUUCAGCACCGAAAUCUUGUGAAGCUUUUGGGAUGCUGUGUUCAAGGAGAGGAGAUGAUGUUGAUCUAUGAAUACAUGCCCAACAAAAGCUUGGACUUCUUUUUAUUUGAUGAAAACAACUCCAUGUUACUUGACUGGCCUCAAAGGUACCACAUUAUCAAUGGGAUUGCCCGAGGACUCGUUUAUCUUCAUCAAGACUCCAGACUUAGAAUAAUCCAUAGAGAUCUAAAAGCAAGCAAUAUUUUGCUUGAUUCCAAUAUGAAUCCAAAAAUAUCAGACUUUGGCUUGGCUAGAAUGUUCAAAGAGUAUGAGACGGAAGCCAAUACCAACCACGUUGUCGGUACACUGGGUUACAUUUCACCAGAGUACGCAGCAAAUGGGCUUUUCUCACUAAAAUCAGAUGUAUUUAGCUUUGGUGUUUUGGUGCUUGAGAUCGUGAGUGGGAAGAAAAACAGAGGAUUCUCACAUCAAGAUCACCAUGAUAACCUUCUCGGGCAUGCAUGGAGACUCUACAAGGAAGGCAAGCCCCAUGAACUGGUUGAUGUGGCUUUAGGGGACUCAUGGACUGCUUCUGAAGUGCUUCAAUCAAUACAUGUCGGUUUAUCAUGCGUGCAACAGAAUGCAGAUUACAGGCCAAGUAUGUCGUCUGUGGUUCACAUGUUAGGCGGUGAAGGUGCAUUGCCUCCACCAAAACAACCUGGCUUUCUAACAGAAAUGACUAAGCCUGAAGUCGAUUCUACCCUAAUCAUGUCAAAAUCUCCCGUUUCAAUCAAUAAAGUCACAAUUACACAACUAGAUGCUCGAUAAUCACAUAGGUCUAUGACCAAGUACCUGAUUUGCAUUCGGUAAAGAUGCCUUAUUGUGUCCUUUCAGUCAGUGAAUUAAGUGUUAAAGAUCUGGAUUCUAUUUCAAGCCCUCCCCUCACCCCAACUCAAGUUCCUCUCUAUGAUGUACCAAUGAUAUUAUUAUCUAUAACAUUUGCAGUUUGUUAAAGUAUAAACCUUGUGUUAAACCUGAUAAUUAUUUGAAACUCCACCUUGUUCCACUAUUUGUAUCUAGAUAACUU